GUACAAAAUAAUUGUUUUAUAUUUCAAUUUGUAUAUUUUAUAGACGUUGCACUUUAAAUAUAUUAGUUAAUCAGAUGCAGCUAUUACCUUACAGAGUGCACUGGAAUAGUUGUGAAUGAAAAAAGGUUUGAACCCAUUAUGAUAUGGACACCCGGUAAUAGGUUCGCGGUGUUUGCGCAGUUUUUAGUGCUUAGUUUUUAUCUUAUCUUUGACUCGAAUUGAGAAGUGACGCGCAGACCAAAAGUAUUCGUUCAAUGAUUAAUCAAUUCAGUUGCUUGGCUAUGCAAUCGCGGUCGUCUCUAAAUCUGACAGUUUAUCCUUCAGCACAUAGAUAAAUAUGGUUAUAUGCCUUCAUUCGGUAUUUAUCGGCGUUUUGCGGUCAAGUUGAAUGCUUUGAAUUGAGUCAAAACACACGACUAGUUAGAAUUGCGAGCUUUAGUUUCAAUUUGCCAACGAUAGCGCGCGCACCUCGAUAGCGGAAUACUUUACAUCCACUCGUAACCGAACCAUGUACAAAUCAAACUAUGUCAGGAGUGCUACGCUGAUCGCGCUUCUAUCCACGUGUUGCCAGGCGUACGAGGAGCGUCCAGAUUUCUGCAUCGAAACGGAACCAAUGCUCUUGUCGGAUAUAAAACGUCAAAUGCUUACUCCUAUAGAAAAUCGAACAAAAUGCAAUAUAACAGCAACAACUCUGACGCCGAACGAAAAGGAAAGACUGUUUGAUACCAUAUGCGAGGAUCACGGCUCCUUAACUAUCAAACGCAGCAAUCAUCACUUCUUCAAGCUGCUCAACGGAGAGCUGUUUGGACGUGGAGUACAGAACGAGCUAUGCAAAAGCAAAGUUGAUUCAGUGCUGGCCUGGGUGCCAUAUAAAAUCAUGAUGCAAAACUAUGCAGCAGAGCUGAAUCCCAGUGAGCGACUCAGCUACAUUGCCAAGGCGACCAGUGUGGAGCGCGAGAAGACGGAGCUCUGUCAUUUCCGUCACACGGAUCUGGUCAACAAUGUGAUGGACAAUCUGUUCACAUGCGUGGUAUUGAUCUUUGAGGAUAAUUUUUACGGCGUUGACGACAGCAUAAAUGUUCUAGUGGAGUUGCAGCCAGUGAUGUACCAGCUCCGCAAUAUCACCUACCAGCCAUGGCGCAACGUAACCAAUAGCUAUAAAAUGCGUCUCGGCGACGGCUUACUCAAGAAUCCCAGUGGGCAGCGAAAGCCUAUCUAUGGCACCCUUAGCUAUGCAUUUGUUGAAAAGAUUCGCUUAAACACGAGCACCAUUUACAACAAUGAGCAGCUGAAUAAAUUACCGUUGCUGCUGGAGCACCGCGGCUCUAUGGUAGAGCUGGAUAUAGACGGUGUGGGCGGCAUAGAUGUCCAAGAACAGGCAUAUUUUGGACGCACCAUGGAUGCCCGCAGCGAAGUUAAAGUUCAGGUGAUUGGCCAGUGGGUGGAUCAGCAUCGAGAGAUCAGCGCCGACAUGUACAAUUAUUAUGGCUUUGGCCUGCAGCACUAUAAACAGCCAAUAUCUGGAGUACAACUGACAUUCGUGCGCAUCGACGAAACCGAACCAGCAUUCGAAUCACCAGAAUCCGAUAAUCUGGUGAAAGCGUCAUUGUUUAGGGAUAUGGACUCAGCGCCGGCAAAAUUGAGCAAAAAUGGUUCCGCGGUAUUUACGGAGUGGGAGGUGGAUCAUCAGCAGGCUGACGAUUCGUCCUUCUAUCCAUGGUUUGUGAUCAGUUGCCUGCUCUUUGGCAUAAUUGUGCUCUUCCUAGUUUAUGGAAUUGUUCGCGUCUACAAUAAAAAAACAAAGGAGAGGCAAAAAUAUGAGCUAGCCAACACUAGCAGCACGCAGGCUAAUGCCGCUUGUUAA
Drosophila hydei is the source of this 1864-nucleotide messenger RNA. RefSeq lists its product as uncharacterized. Bases 509 to 1864 code for a protein of 451 amino acids. The transcript is spliced from 3 exons. The record is from RefSeq and is a predicted model, not a curated record. Lineage: Eukaryota; Metazoa; Arthropoda; Insecta; Diptera; Drosophilidae.